CACAUCAUGGCCGCGUUCUCGACAGUACUGUUGCUCUCGCUCGCCCUCUUUCUCGUCACGGUCUUCAAUGCGGUAACGACCUACCGCUACGACCUCCGCCUGCGUGCUAUAACACCGCCGUCUCCAAAAGAAUACUCUUGGUGGGGCAAUGACCACCCGGACCAGCUGCCUAUCAAUGUCGGGCGCGUCGGGAUUGUGUGGGAAGACCCCGACGGCUGGGGCCUACUCGAUGAUGCCCAAUGGGGCUCGCUCUUUGAGACGGACGGCUUUAGCAAAGUGGGCCCGCAUGACCGCACAUUCCAGAUCUCGAUGAUGCACCAGCUGCAUUGCCUGGACGUCAUUCGCGUCGGUUUCGUCACGAACCGCACCGGUUUCGCCCACCACAUCGAGCACUGCCUGCGUUACCUCCGCCAGAGCGUGCUCUGCUGCGCGGACACGACGCUCGAGGAAGACGAACCCCACGUGAAUACCAGUGGGAUCUGGGAGCAUGCGGCUGGCGGAUAUGGGAUGGUGCAUGAGUGUCGGGACUGGACGGCGGUGAGGCGGUAUAUGAAUGCGCACCCUGCAGAUGACUGCAUCACCCCAGACUGUAUAUGAGAGUAAAGUUGGGAUGAAGCUCAGAUCGUCCCAUGGAACAAUCUCUGACCCCUCAC
Messenger RNA from Phanerochaete carnosa HHB-10118-sp, 653 nucleotides. RefSeq lists its product as uncharacterized. Bases 7 to 597 code for a protein of 196 amino acids. Gene Ontology annotation, biological process: mycotoxin biosynthetic process. The transcript has 2 exons. NCBI's taxonomy places the organism in Eukaryota, Fungi, Basidiomycota, Agaricomycetes, Polyporales, Phanerochaetaceae. The record is from RefSeq and is a predicted model, not a curated record.